GUGACCCGGAAGUACUUGGACGAGCGUCAACCCAGAAGUAGGAUGUUCAUUUCUGUCCAGCUGGUUAGCCGCUAACCAAGCAGGGGAGUCGAAAUAUUAUUAUUGACAGCAGCAUCUGGAGAAAACGAUGCGGGGUAUCGGUCGUGUUCACUGGACGGUUAACGCACCCGAGGUGUUUGUUUAUCAAGACUGAGGGCCGGAUAAUUACCGAAGCUAGUUAGCUUAGCUUUGCUAGCGUUUUCGAGGCCAGAGGCUGCGACGUCUCUGAGUAGCUUUAACGUGGAUGUUUGUUGGGAAGCCAAGCCGCCACCAAAAGAGGGAUUUUACGGACGAUUGUUGAUUUUUUGUUUGCUACAUUUUAGCCGAAGAUAAAAGUGCAGCCAUGGACGAUUUCAGCUCGAUCAGCCUGCUGUCUCUUGCGAUGUUGGUGGGAUGUUAUGUGGCCGGGACGAUACCUUUAGCAGUCAACUUUUCAGAGGAGAAGCUGAAGCUGAUCACCGUGUUGGGAGCAGGGCUGCUCUGUGGAACUGCACUAGCUGUGAUCAUUCCUGAAGGAGUCCACGCACUUUACGAGGAAAUACUUGAAGGCGGACACCACAGCCACAGCCAGGCUGGAGUCGUGGAAGCGUCUGAGGCCAAGGCUGACGCAGAAGCAGCUCUGGGCGCCGCCGGAGGGAAACACGAGCACGGUCACGAGCAGCUCCACGCCUGCAUCGGGGUGUCUCUGGUCCUGGGCUUCGUCUUCAUGCUGCUGGUCGACCAGAUAGGCAGUUCUCAUGUCCACAACACCGAAGAUCCAGAGUCGGCCAGAGUCGCCUCCUCCAAGAUCACCACCACCCUGGGUCUCGUGGUCCACGCUGCAGCUGAUGGAGUGGCGCUGGGAGCUGCUGCCUCGACUUCUCAGACCAGCGUUCAGCUCAUCGUCUUUGUAGCGAUCAUGCUGCAUAAGGCCCCGGCAGCGUUCGGCCUGGUGUCCUUCCUGAUGCACGCCGGCCUCGAGAGAAACCGCAUCCGCAAACACCUCCUGGUCUUCGCCCUGGCGGCUCCCGUCCUCGCCAUGCUCACGUUCUUAGGCCUCAGUCAGAGCAGCAAAGAGGCCCUGUCAGACAUCAACGCCACCGGCGUCGCCAUGCUCUUCUCCGCCGGCACCUUCCUCUACGUGGCCACCGUCCACGUCCUCCCCGAGGUGGGAGGCGGAGGCCACAGCCACGCGCCCGCGGGGGGGAACGGAGGGAAGGGACUGAGCAAGGUGGAGGUGGGAGCCCUGGUGCUGGGCUGCCUCAUCCCUCUGGUGCUGUCCGUCGGCCACCACCACUAGACGCGCGGCGCGGGAGGGAUCUGGGACGAGUGUACAGGGGAAAGGAGCCGAAACAGAGUCUUCAGACUUUGUGGAUUUAAAUGUCUUAUAGCUUUGUUGUCUGCGGAUGGACCCCGGGGACCAGACUGGUGCUCCUCCAUGUCUUACGACUUGAAAAUUAACUUAAAACAGGGAACGAGUAAUGGUUGAGGGGGGUUGAGGGGUCGGAGUCGCUGCAGUGACAAAACCGAGACACAUGACCAUGUUUUAUCUUCUGACUCUGUAUGUCUGCAUUUAUUCCGUCAGAAAUCAGAAAUGCUUUCUCUCUUCUUCUUCUUCUUCUUUUUUUUUUUAUAUGAGAAACCAGAGUUUUAUCUGUUUACCUGCCGUGGCGUCUCCAUCCAGGGUUGACAGUCAGACGGUCAAACAACCAGCCCUGAUUUCAUUCAGCGACCUUUUACUAGACGGCAGGCGCACAGCGAGGUGUAGAUUAAGCUUGUGACGUUGCAAAAACGGUAAAUCCUUUUUUUUUUUUUGUUUUUUUGAUAACUGUACAGAUUGUAAAUCUCGAUCGAUAUGAACUGAUUUUCAAGUGCCAUAUUAGCUGGUCGUGAAGCCCCCGGAGAGGACGCAACCGCACAGACGACUACGAAGCCGGACGAGAUCGUCCAGAUUAACCCGACAGACGCUCGUGACCGUUUUCACUCUGGAUCCCGUGAGAGGAGUCAGUCUUUGACGGACGCAGACGCGUGUGUGUUUCCUGUCAAACCACCAAACGUAACACGGCCGAGACGCGAGCGGCCUCUUCAGACGACAGGACCCGUCACUUUAUUUUAUCUGUUUAGUUUCUGGAUGUUUCUAGUUUUUAUUUUACCUGGAGGAAAAAAAAAAAAAAAAAAAGCAAACUGUAAAGUCUGUACAGAGUUGUCUUCAGUGAUUGUAUAGAGUGUUUAUUUAGAGGUGGGGGAUUAUUUCAGCCCUCGUGAAUGGCUGAAAGAUUUGCCUUAUAGGAGGGCAUUAACUAGCUGAAAACCUUUAGGGACCGUCGGCUCAGGAGACAUUACAGAUUGUGAGAGGGGACUUUUUUUUUUUAGUAUUAUUAUUUUUUUUUUAGACUUUUAGUUGACUCAAUCCUCGUAAAUCAAUCAUACAAGAGCAAUAAGCGUAAAACUGGAACUAAAGUAACCUCCUCCUCCUCAGCCAGGUCAGAGGUUUAGCCUUCGUCAUGGAGCUGACGGGUAGUUAGACGCCCUUGAACGCAGCCCGACUCCCCCCCCCCCAUUAAGGCAGCGACCGGCCCGAUGCAGUAAAACUAAACCAGUAGCUGCUCCUUCUUCUAUCAGGACGUGUGGAUAUCGUGACUGUAUCACUGUGCCUGCUCCCAGCAGAGCUCACGUGUUUGUAUAUGUAUGUUUGUAUGUAAACUGUACAGAGAAACUUCUUCCUUCCCGCCACAGUCAACAACAUGAUUUCUUGCAAAUACAUUUUUGUUUUUGUUUGUUUUUGAAUUUUCUAUCCAGAUUUUUUUUUUCUUCCUGUGUGUGGAUGAGCUGUUAUUUGAGUCUAAUUUAUGUAUAAAUUUACUGGUUUUACAUAUUAUUAACUGAUAAGAAGAACGAAAGCCAUCGUGAUGUUUAAAGGGCGUUUUUCAUAGUUCCAAAUUUUUAAAUUUUUUUUAUUUAAGGGAAUCCCCCUCCUCUCCUUCCACUGCGAUGCUUUCUAACCAGGCAUGUUAGUGGGCAGCCUCAUUAUGUCCCACUUUACCUUUUAACAUCCGCCGGUAUGUGUGUACAGUUCAAUCUACGUUGUUGUCAUUUUAAUUAGAAAAAAUGAAUUUAAAGCAACAAAUUUGAACGUAACCAUCAGAAAAUAAAGACGACAUCAUUUCUUUAAUGAACUGAAACUAUUAAUCGAUUAUCAGAUUUUACGUGCAUCAUUUACCAAACUGUUUACAGCAAAAUUUAAAAGCUUAUAAAGAAUUGAGCGUUUUAGAAAGCUAAAAAUGCUUUUUCAGGACAUUAAUGAUGUGUUUCAGAUGUGAUGGUGGCAGCUUGAAUGUUCACAUUCUCAUUUUAGUAUUAAACUGUGAUCAGUAAGUGAGGAGCAUCUCGCUGAUGUUUUCCCACAUAAUCACGUCUUAGUCUAAGAUCCCACCGUUAAAAAUAAGAACCCGCUGAGAAAGUCCACUUUGAAGUCCACAUGUUGGCUACAUUCCUCCUUUUAAGGUUUAAUGUUUAACAGGAAACAGGCCGGUCUCAAAAAAUAACAAAAAAAAAACUAAAUCUCUGGAUUAUAAUAGUUUUUUUUUAUGGAUUUAGAAUAUCCUGACACUAGGACUGCAGAAGGUUUCAAGCCUCUUUGACCUCUAAUAAACUGGAUGUGACCAGAUGUGCAUCCUAGACUUCACCUGCACUUCAACGCAGUGAGAUGGGAGUUAGAAGUUCUUUAAUUCCAGGAGCACGAAGCUCCCGGCUGCUUGGAAUUAAAAGGACAUGAACACUAUGAACAGAGGCAGGUUCCUGCUGCUCACAGACAAUCACUCAACAUCCUGCACGUGUAAAAUCCUGCAGAGUUUAUGCGUCUUGUGCUUAAAAAAUAAAAGUAUAAAUGGCACCUACUGAGGCUGACUGGGGUUUAGAGGAGCUGUGGGGGGAAAGGUUGAAUACUUAAUGCGUUUUAUUUUUGCUUUUCUGUCAUUCCAGGAUGAGUCUGCCUUAUUUCUGUACUUCUAAGUUGUGAAAAUCAAGCUGUAAAGCAAAGUGAUUUAUGACGACUAAAUUAAAGUUUUUUGUUUUCGUUUUUUUAAACUGG
Messenger RNA from Mugil cephalus (flathead mullet), 4108 nucleotides. It is a transcript of the gene slc39a9, whose product is annotated as solute carrier family 39 member 9. NCBI's taxonomy places the organism in Eukaryota, Metazoa, Chordata, Actinopteri, Mugiliformes, Mugilidae. Gene Ontology annotation, molecular function: metal ion transmembrane transporter activity. Gene Ontology annotation, cellular component: membrane. Gene Ontology annotation, biological process: transmembrane transport; zinc ion transport. The record is from RefSeq and is a predicted model, not a curated record. The coding region runs from base 383 to 1318 and encodes 311 amino acids. The transcript is spliced from 7 exons.